GUUCACUGCUAGGCCACUUUCUGGGGAACCACAGCGUGCUGGACAUCCUGAGGCAGGAGGGCUACGAGAUUGUCCACAUGGACUCUGAUCAUCAAGAGCCAGCCACAGAGGCAGCAGGUCCAGACCUGCUUGCAGCACCAGAGUCCAGCAAGGAGAAUACAGACUCUAGCACAGGAUCUCCCAUUAGCUGGCCAACCAGUCCAGAGAUGGAGCUGGAGCUCGAGGACCCAGAACCUAUGCCUGGCCUUGGAGGGGAGGAGCUGCCUCACAUGCUGCUCCCUGACAGCUUGAGCCAGCUAGAGGAGUUUGGACGCCAUAAACGGCCACGCAAAGCUCACCGUGGCCACGGGAGACCCCGUCUCUUCAGUGACCUGUGGGUUCGCAUUGGGGAUGGCACCACCCCACCACCAAACGUGAGGAUAAUCAAUGGCUAUGUGACAGUGGAGCCUCCGCUGACCUAUCAAAAGCAUCGCAGGCGGAUGGAGAUCUACGAGAUAGAUCGAGAACCCAGUUCGCCUUCGUCCACUUCACCGAGCCCCAGCUCAGCCCAGCUAGCUCACAGCAAAGUCACGCUGUCUUGUGCUUUAGCGUGGCUUUUAUCACACAUAUUGUUCACCUCCUGACCAAAAGAAAGCAUUACCUCAUGAGAAACAUCGGACAAUACUUCAUCCACACCAGAGCAGUGGAGCGUACCUGAUAAAGCCAAACAAGGAGCGAUCGUCAGGGAGAAACAUCUCAGUCGGGAUAAGACGUCUUAACGUGGGACGACCCGGUCUCCACCAUAGAGCGAGAUCGGCUUCAGGCUGCUGAAAUGCCAAUGUCUUUAAAAACUUGCCAAGUCUCUUAAUGUGUGGAAUAAGCUCUGUGCUGCGUGAGAAGCAAAACGUGGACUAUGUUGAACUGCAGUGGGGUCAAGUCCAAACCUCCUGAAAGUAUUGAGAUAGAAUAACAAACACAGCACAAUGAAGAAUUGUAAAUUUAAAGAGCUGGAGUCUUGUACCUAUAAAACUGUAAUAUUAUGUAGAAAAAUAAGACUGACUUUAAUAAUGAGAAUAGGUCAUACUAACAGUUAUAACUCUGUGAAACAAAAACGAGUUGAAUAAACAAGGUACUGUGUGAGGAAUUUACCUUCACACAGAGAAGCACUCGGAUGCCACUUUGUAAAUUGUGCAUUUUGUUCAUAAAGAAAUAUUGUAUAUUUAUUAUUUCUGGAAGAAAGAGUAUAUUUUCUUGCUUUUUGAAAUAAAACGUAAAUAAAUACAGUCUGUAAACUAA
This is a messenger RNA of Neolamprologus brichardi, 1275 nucleotides long. The record is from RefSeq and is a predicted model, not a curated record. NCBI's taxonomy places the organism in Eukaryota, Metazoa, Chordata, Actinopteri, Cichliformes, Cichlidae.